AUGGAUGGCUGCUCAACCUAUGCAAAUCGGGGGUUAUGGUCACAUAGUUCAGAUUGUGUGAUCAGCAGUUCAAGGAGAACUCGACAUGGUGCUGCAAGACCUGUUCACCAAAGAUGGGUUUUUGGUGGAAUUGACCAGGACACCAAUGAUGCAUUCCUAGCUGAAGUUGAGAGAAGAGAUGCCGCGACGUUGUACCCUAAAUUCAACGUCAUAUUUUGCCUGGUAAAUUAA
Helobdella robusta is the source of this 231-nucleotide messenger RNA. RefSeq lists its product as hypothetical. The record is from RefSeq and is a predicted model, not a curated record. Lineage: Eukaryota; Metazoa; Annelida; Clitellata; Rhynchobdellida; Glossiphoniidae. The coding region runs from base 1 to 231 and encodes 76 amino acids. The transcript has a single exon.